Molecule: messenger RNA, 1353 nt
Organism: Nerophis lumbriciformis (worm pipefish)
Lineage: Eukaryota; Metazoa; Chordata; Actinopteri; Syngnathiformes; Syngnathidae
Source: RefSeq, a predicted model, not a curated record
AUGAGCGGUCUUUCCUUUCUAUUGCUUCUUUUGGUUGGGUCGGCGGAGCUCCGGAGCCACGUCCGCCUCCCUCCGCCGUCCGCCCCGGGGGAGGCGCACCCUGGCCGGGCUGAGGAUGCCUCGGCGGUGCCCCGGACUGGUGCGGAGACUCGAGACGACCCGAGCGGAUACUUCACCACCCCGCGGCUUGACCCCAACGCCGGACUCCUGGGGAAUUCGUCGUCUACGUCCGGCGGGUGGCCGCAGCCGCUCGGGGAAGCCUCAUACUGGGCUUACGCGUUGAUGCUGCUGGCCCUGGUCCUCUUCUCGGUGGGCAUGGUGGGCAACCUGGCGCUCAUGUGUACUGUGUGGCACAACGUGUACCUGCAGAGCGCCUGGAACUGCAUCCUUGCCGGCAUGGCCCUGCUGGACUUUCUGGUGCUUUUUUUCUGCCUGCCGAUCGUCGUCUUCCACGAGCUAACUUCCAGGCGCCUGCUGGGAGAAGUGUCCUGCCGCCUGGUGCCCUACCUGGAGGUGACAUCUUUGGGCGUGGCCACCUUCAGCCUUUGUGCCCUGAGCAUCGACCGCUUCCGCGCCGCCACCGCUAACUCCGCCCCCGGGCCCGCCCCCGAGUCCUGCCACUCCAUCCUGUCUAAAAUGUCUGUGAUCUGGCUGGGCUCACUGACGCUGGCAGCACCUGAGCUGCCGCUGUGGCGGCUGCGGCAAGAAGCCGCGGCGGCAGACGUGUGUGAGCGCGAGCCAUCAGAGCGGUUGCCCGACGGCGUUUACUCGCUGGUGCUGACCUAUCGGGAGGCUCGGGCCUGGUGGAUGCUGGGCUGCUACGUCUGCCUGCCGCUGCUCUUCACGCUGGCCUGUGACCUCGUCACUAGACGGGUGUCGGCGAACCGACCCGUCGAAACCGUCAGCAGACGCUCCUCCUCUUCCGCGUCCUCUUGCAUAUCGUCACCUACGAAGAAGAAGCAUCACCAUCAUCAGCGGCAUCGACGCCAGCCUCAGCUCCGCUCCAUCGUGGCGUGGCUGACCGCUUUAUACGUGGCCUGCAACAUACCCGACAGUAUUUGCAGCAUCACGUUAACGUAUGUGGAGGUACCGGCAGGGGUGACGGCAGCGGCGAGUCUGGCCGGACACUUCUUCCUGUUCGCCCGUUGCGCCGCCACGCCUGUGCUGCUUCUAUGCUUGUGCCGCCAACUUGGUCAGGCCUUCCUAGACUGCUGCUGUUGCUGCUGCGACGAAUGCCGUCCCGAUGCAGCGCCGCCUUUGCCGUCCGCGGCUUCCUCGCCGACAACGACGUCCCUGGCGCCGUCAUCCAAAAUGGACGACGACGCCUCGCGAGCCAUCGGAACUCCAUGCUGA